CGCCGGCGCUGUCAGGUGCCCCGCCGCCCGGCCCCGGAGCCCGCCGGUCCCCGGCCGAGGAUGCCGCCCGCCGCCGCUCGCUCCGGUUCAUCUGUUGCUGCCUGACCGCGCCGCCAGCCCGAUGGAUGCGGCCGCCCCCGCGCCCUGCCCGUCCGCAGCCGCCCCGCUGGCUACUGAGCCGGGAACCGCUCCGGAGCUCCGCGGCUGGUAAAAACCAAACCAAAACCAAAACCGAACCAAAAAACACCCCCCCGCUUCGCCCCGGACUGGAGAGGCGGCCGAGGACCAUGCAGCGUGUCCCCCGGCUCGGCGCUCCCGGCGCGGCGCCGGGCACAGCCGCCUCCUAGAGCCGCCGGAGCCGGGGCUCCCCCGGACUCGGGGCUCCCCCCGCCAGGACCCGCGCACCGAGCGGCUCCUCCUUCCCUUCUCCCCUCCAGCCGGGCAGGGAGCCCGCCUUCGCACUCCUCUCCCUCUCGAGAUUUUGGGUUUUUUGUUGAGUGUUUGGGGUUUUUUUUGGGUGGAAACCGCCCGUAACUCCGGGGGGAGCUGUGGGGUGGCAGCGGGGAGGCGACCAUGGAAGAAAAGCUCCAGGCGCAUCAGGUGGAGAUCGACCCGGAUUUCGAGCCGCAGAGCCGUCCCCGCUCCUGCACUUGGCCUCUCCCCCACCCCGACUUGGCGGCGGAGGAGGAAGAUGGGGGCGCGGGGGGAACCCCGGCGCUGGCGGCCGGCGGGGACGGAGCCGAGAACGCGGCGGCCCCGGUGGAGCGCAGAGUCGCCGCCGCUCCCCCGCCGCCCCCCGGCGCGGAUGUGGGGCAGCUCCGCAAGGCCAAGACCUCCCGGCGCAACGCCUGGGGCAACCUCUCCUACGCCGACCUCAUCACCAAAGCCAUCGAGAGCUCGCCGGAGAAGCGCCUCACCCUCUCCCAGAUCUACGACUGGAUGGUGCGAUACGUCCCCUACUUUAAGGAUAAAGGAGACAGCAACAGCUCCGCCGGCUGGAAGAACUCCAUCCGGCACAACCUGUCCCUGCACACGCGCUUCAUCCGCGUGCAGAACGAGGGCACCGGCAAGAGCUCCUGGUGGAUGCUGAACCCCGAGGGCGGCAAGACGGGCAAGACGCCGCGGCGGCGCGCCGUGUCCAUGGACAACAACAGCAAGUUCCUGCGCAUCAAGGGCAAGGCCAGCAAGAAGAAGCAGCUGCAGGUGACGCAGGAGCGUGGCGAGGACAGCCCGUCCUCCCAGCAAGCCAAGUGGUCGGAGAGCCCCGCGUCCCACGCCAGCGACGAGUACGACGCCUGGGCGGACUUCCGGACGCGGGCCAGCUCCACGGCCAGCACACUGAGCGGGCGCCUCUCACCCAUCAUGGCCAACCAUGAGCCGGACGAGCUGGAGGAGGACGAUGGAACCCCCUCGUCCCCGCUGAUGUACCCCAGCCCUUCCAGCACCAUGUCUCCUUCCCUCAGCGCCCGCUGCUCCGUGGAGCUGCCCCGGCUGACCGACCUGACCGGCACCAUCAGCCUGAACGAGAGCCUGGGGGAGAGCAUGCUGGAGGACCUGCAGGACGGCUACAGCAUGAGCCCCUCCCAGCAGCUCCCCCCGGCCGCCCUGCGCCAGCGGAGCUCCAGUUUCACCUUCAACUCCAAGUGCUCCAGCAUGGGGGCCGCCUCCAACACCUACUGUGGGACCAUCUACAGCCAGCCGGCCAUGAGCCUCAUGCGCCGCCUGCCCAUGCAGACCAUCCAGGAGAACAAGCAGGCCACCUUCUCGCCCGUCAGCUCCUACAGGAACGCCUCGCUGCAGGACCUGCUCUCCUCCAUCUCCUACGCGCACAAGGAGAGCAUGGUCCCGGGGGAGCUGCCCCUGCCGCAGGCCAGCCCCAUGGUGCCGGCCCGUGGCCACAGACACAACCCGCUGCUGUGCGGGGGCGGGGAGCAGGCCUUGUCCUCCUACCCGCCCCACCCGGGCUCUCUCAUGAAGAGCAACGCGUUGUACCACCCGUCACCAGCCGGCCACCACCCUGCGGUCAACACCAGUGCCUUAGCCAAUCCUGUCAGCCUUAUGAGCCUGCCCAGUGACUCGUGCAGCAUGACGGCCGUGCCGCACCACGGGCACCUGCAUCCCUACGCUAAUAACCAAGGGGCACACAUGAGCUUGCUGGAUUCGCUGCAGGGCCCCUACCCGGGGGCCGUCCACACCCCCGUGUUGGGCCAAGACAGGUUCCCAGCAGACCUGGACCUGGACAUGUUCAACGGGAGCCUGGAGUGCGACGUGGAGUCGAUCAUCCUCAAUGACUUUAUGGACAGUGACGAGAUGGACUUCAACUUCGACUCGGCGCUCCCGCCGCAGAACGGGCUCAACGUGCCCGCGCUGCCCGGGGGGCCACAGCCCACGAACCAGAGCUGGGUGCCCGGGUGAGCCCUGCCCCGGCACGGGCUCGCCACCGGGAAGCCACGAGGGGAACAUUGAGACUAACUUUUUUUUUUUCCUUUCUCUUCUGCCUUUGUUUGUUAAGAUAGGCGAGAGCCAUCAGUCUGAGCUUAAGGUCGAACAUGAAACACAAUCCGGAGGGUCAAAUGUUGAGAUGGGGGAGGACACCCAGCCCCAGGUGUGCCCGGUCUGCAGGUCCUGCCAGCAUCCUCUGGAGGACGCAGGGCAGGUGGGUGGGAGAGGCAGCUGGAGCCAGGCAGAUCCAGGGGGGUAGUGGGAAGGGAAAGCCUUUCCAGAUGGUCCCAGUGCCCUGUGGUAAUGGUGCCAGUUUGAUUUGCCCUUGGGCUGGAGGACGGAGUGGUGACAGCUGGUGGUGUGGGACACCCCCAGCACGGGCAUCCCCCCUGGGGAAGAACACUUCUCUGAGCCACCUUGGGAAGUGAGUCCUCUGGGCAGAAGUGUCAGGAGUGGGGACGCUGCCCCAGGGCAAGGUGGGGCUCAUGGCCCCUCAGUCCUGGUGGAGAUGGGAGCUCUGCUGAGCCCACACCCCCAGGCCAGCUCCGCUGGGUGUCCUGGUGGCUCCAGGCAGGUUUCCUUACCGAGCAGUGAGCAGGGGGUGGUGAUGGUGUGCAGCCAGCAGCCCUGGGAGCAGCAUCUCAGCAGCCCCUGGGGCCUGGGGGUGCAGGGGAAGCUGCAGGCCCUGCCCGGAGCAGGCUGGGCACGCUCCAGGGGGGUCCUGCUGGCAGUGAGGGACCCCUGGGCUGGAGGCUCAGGGGCAGCUCGCAGGGGAGGGGAGGGGGGCGUAUUUAUUUGAUUUCAUGCACUCUUUUGCCAUUGAGUUUUUGCAUUGGAAGGAAGAAAGGGUCGAGCUUAGGGAGAGGAGAGAGAGGCCAUGGGCAAUAUGUCCCAUCACAUGGCUCAUCUUGGCUUGGCCAUGGGGGUUGUUGGAUGUUGGGGUGAAAGUUUGGGGGCUGUGAUGUGGGCCAUCCUCCAGGAGGGGCUGUGUGUGUGACGAGGGGAGGGAUCUGGUGGCCAGGCCUCUGGAUGCAGCGUGGGGUCCAUCAUGCUCCAAGCUUGGGUGACCCACAUUGCUCAGGGAGGUGCCACAGGGGCCCCAGCCAGGGCUGUGGGGCUCCUGGGGGGUCAGUGCCACCAUGCCUGUCCCAGUGUCUCACUGCCCACCCCUGGGGUGCCAGGAGAGCUGAUCCAGGAGCUGUCAGCAAGAGGAGUGCACCCCAGCCAGGGGCUGGGGCUCCAUGGGGGUGGGGACCAUGAUUCACACGUGGUCCUGCUGUUUGUCAGGACCCCAGACUGAACCCACUCAAUGGGACAGAAGAGGGCCAGGGAUGUCCCAGCCAUUCCACACAGCUGCCAGGAGUAGCAGGGUUUGGAGGGGUUCAGGCUGGUGGCCAGCAGGAGCAACUGGUCUGGAGAUGAUGCAGGGGCUGGGAGGAGGUGCUGGGAGCUGAUGCUGUGUCCUGUGGGGUCUCUGCUCAGCCAUUCUUCCUCCUGGGCACCACAGGCUCUCUGUGACCCCCAGCCUCUGGCUUACAGUGGGGUCAGUGCACAGAGCCAGCACAUUUUCCCAGCUCAGCUCUUCCCUUCCUGCCCCAGCUCCAGCUCCUCUGCCACGGAGCUGGAUCCCAGCCAGCCACAGGGACAGCGUGGCUGCCCUGAGUCAGGGCAGGGGGACCCAUGGGUGGCACCUCCUGGUCCUCUCCUGACCCACAUGGCUGUGACAGAGGAGCCCUGUGUGCCACUGCCCACCUUCACCCGGGGCACAAGGCAGGCACAGUCUCUAAAGACAUCCUUACAAGUUAAUUAAUUAUGUUUACAUUAUUUGAUCAUGUACAGAAUUUAAUAUAUUCUAUUAUAUAUAAUCUUUCUUGAAUGCUUUUUUAAAAAGGAUUAUUCUUUGGUCAGGAUCAUUACUGCAUUCCUUUUAUACACCACCUCUCCUCGCAGGCAUCUUUCAAAUCCUUGGAAACCGAUUGCAAAUGGCUCUUUAACCCCCGACCCCCCAGUCCAGCACGUGGUGUGAGGGACCCAGAGGCAGGAGAGAGGGCAGCUCUGGCUGCCCUGGAGCAAACAGGGGCCUCUGCCCCCAGGAAUGGGAGAAAGGGAAGGAGUCCUGGCUCCUCCAGGCACAGAUCCAGCAGCACACCAGCAUGCCGGGCAGCACUUGGGCAGUUGGAGAGGGAUUCUCCCACGCUGGGGACCCCGAGCCCCCUCUGGUGUCACAGACACUGGCUGGCCAUCAAUGUGAUGGGGGAGCUGCCCAGGAGCAGGAGGGAAGUGUCCCUUGUGUGCCCAGCACAGGAGGGAAGUGUCCUCAGCACAGGAGAGAAGUGUCCCCUGUCCCCAGCACAGGAGGGAAGUGCCCCCGUGCCCGCCGUGCCGCCCCGUGCCCCUGCCCCGCUGCGUGGGCACGGCCCCUGGCCAAGCUGUGUCGUGGUUCGUGACCGUGGGGUUGUCGUGUGUGCGGUGCAGUCGUGUUGGUAACGUCGUGUGUUCAGUCGUCCUGCGGGGCGGGGGGCGGCGGGGGCGGGCACGGGCACCCCCAGGGUGGCUGGGAGCCCGGGGACAGGGUGGCUGCAGGGCUGGGUGGCACAGCUGGCCCUGCCAGGGGACCAAAGGGCCAGGGCAGGUGGGGCCGUGGUGUCCAGGUGGGUGGUGGUGAGGGACUGGGCGUGUUGGGGCUGGCAUGUCCUGGGAGUGGCUGGCGUGGCUGUGCCCCCCACCCCGUGACUGUCAGUGUGGGGAAGGGGACACCAGGGCUUUGUGUCACUGCCUGAGGCUCUGGGUUCCCUCUGUGGAACCUGCGAGGCCACCUCAGGUCCCACCUCACUGAGCUCCAUCCUCCCCUCUCCAUCCGCCCGUUCCCCCUCUGGGACCAGGAGCUCCCUCCCUGCUCCCGCCCUGCCCUGCCUGGGGCCGCUCUGGGGGGACACCCAGGACCCCCAGUUUGCUUCCCCUGGCGGUUUUGGGUCCGUUUCCCUCGUAUUUAUAACUGUACAGACUGGGGGGGAGGGUCUCAUCUCUCACACACAUUUAUUGUAGGCAAUGGUAACUUUCUUGGUUGUGCUAUUAGAGUUUGUGUAUGUGGCAAUGUAAAGAACUGUGUAUAGUGCAUUGUACAGCAUAUUUUCAUGAAUAAAAUUGUUUUAAAUAUUACAA
Molecule: messenger RNA, 5604 nt
Organism: Haemorhous mexicanus (house finch)
Lineage: Eukaryota; Metazoa; Chordata; Aves; Passeriformes; Fringillidae
Gene: FOXO6
Product: forkhead box O6
Exons: 3
Coding region: 574-2415 (613 amino acids)
Biological process (GO): regulation of transcription by RNA polymerase II
Cellular component (GO): nucleus
Molecular function (GO): DNA-binding transcription factor activity, RNA polymerase II-specific; RNA polymerase II cis-regulatory region sequence-specific DNA binding
Source: RefSeq, a predicted model, not a curated record